AUGUAUAAGAAUUUAACAUCAUUGAUCUAAAGACCACUGUCAUUUCUUUUUAAUAGAACAAUCAGAUCAUUAGUAUACUCAGAUUAAAAAACAAAAAGAAAAAGUAAGAAGCAAUCUGGUCUUUCUGCUCUUGAUGAAUUAUUAUUUAGGUACACUAAACCUGAUUAAUAAUUUCUUGAUGCAAAAUAUGGCUUCAAUGCUUAAUUUGUAGUUUAUGAAACCAAUUCUAAUUAUUGUGAUCUCUCCAAAUCAUAUUCUGGCGAGAAUGAUGAAAGAUAUCAAAGUAAUUACAAGAGCAUAGUUUUGCCGUUGAUUAUGAUAUAUGGAUGCCAUCUUUAUAUGAAUGAUGAAACCAAGUGCUUCUUUGGAUCUUCAUCUUUAAAAAAGAAUCAAUUAGAAUAAAGAGUUGUACUGCUCCAGUAUGCAGCAAACAACCCAAUUGAGGAUAGAUACAAAGUAAGUCAGCUGAAGAAUAUCAAUGGUUAUGUAGUAAGUGUUUUUGAUGGCCAUGGAGGUUGGUAAUUAGCAGAACUCGCCAUGAAUAUAUUGCACGAGAAAAUCGAUCAAUAUGUUCUGAGAAAUCAAGAGAAAAUAUUGAAUCAGGACGAUCUCAUCUAGUAAAGUAUAUCACAAGCCUAUUCCGAUGUGGAAGAAGAAUUUUAUAAGGUGGCAUUACAAGCCUAUAAUAUGGGAUUCCCAUCAGUCGCCAGAGUGGGAAGUUGUGCACUCACUGCAAUUGUUGUCGGAAACAAGGUCUACAGUGCAAAUCUGGGAGAUAGCAAAGGAAUUAUUGUAAAUGUCAAUAAUAAAACCAACGAAAAAUCCUAUAAGAAAAUUAAUCAUACGUUAAAUGCCAACUCAAAGAAAGAAUAAAGAAGAUUGAAAUCAGUCUUUUCCGACGAUGACAUAGUUGUUUGCAAAAGCGGAAAUAAGAGUUGCUAUGUCAAAGGCAGACUCUAACCUACUAGAUCCUUGGGAGACUUUAGGUUAAAAUUCCAAGAGUUCAACAACCCCAAAAAUGUAGCAGAAGAUAAAGGAUAUUUGAAAUCCAUCACCAACUUCAAAGGACCAUACAUUAGUUCCACACCAGAUCAGCAGGUAUUUGAAAUUUAAAAAGGAGAUAGAUAUCUAGUCUUAGGCUCUGAUGGAUUAUGGGAUGAAUUAACCAAGUCAGAAAUAUCAAAGAUUGUCCAAAAAAAUUAACAUAACAAAGACGAAAUCAUUAAACAAAUUUUUGAAGAAUCCCUGUCUCAUGCAGCCAAGUCCAAUAAAAUGUCUGAUGAAGAUAUCAGGAAGAUUCCCUUAGGCAAAAGAAGAAAGUUGCAUGAUGAUAUCACUGUUAUUGUAGUCGAUCUUUAGGGUUAAGUUUGA
Messenger RNA from Paramecium tetraurelia, 1371 nucleotides. RefSeq lists its product as uncharacterized. Gene Ontology annotation, molecular function: cation binding; protein serine/threonine phosphatase activity. The transcript is spliced from 5 exons. Gene Ontology annotation, biological process: protein dephosphorylation. Lineage: Eukaryota; Ciliophora; Oligohymenophorea; Peniculida; Parameciidae. The record is from RefSeq and is a predicted model, not a curated record.